This is a messenger RNA of Erinaceus europaeus (western European hedgehog), 753 nucleotides long. It is a transcript of the gene SYCE2, whose product is annotated as synaptonemal complex central element protein 2. The transcript is spliced from 5 exons. Gene Ontology annotation, cellular component: central element. Bases 39 to 584 code for a protein of 181 amino acids. The record is from RefSeq and is a predicted model, not a curated record. Gene Ontology annotation, biological process: synaptonemal complex assembly. NCBI's taxonomy places the organism in Eukaryota, Metazoa, Chordata, Mammalia, Eulipotyphla, Erinaceidae.
GCGCCUGCGCAGUAGGAACGGAGGCGAAGGCGGGAAAAAUGGCGAUGGAGCCGCAGCCGCUCUGCCCACAGGGGGACCCGACUCUCGGGGACGUCAGGGAACCGCCCACUGGAGAGGAGAGACGAGAAGAGGGCGACCGAGGGGCAGCCGGGCCCCGGGACCAGCUGCUGCCGCUGCCGCCGCCGCCGCCUCCGCCGCCAGAGGGGAAGACAGGCCUCUGCUUCUCCUCCCUGGAGGCCAGCAUUGAGCACCUGAAGAAGAAGGCAGAGGAGAUGAUCGAGAACAUCAACGUCAGCCGGCAGAAGGACCACGUGCUCAUGACCAACUUCCGGGACAGCCUCAAGAUCAAGGUGUGGGAGCUGGCGGACAAGCUGGAGGAGCGCAUGUACCGCAUCUACGACGCGCACAACCACGUGAUCCAGGGGCGGCUGCAGGAGCUGAGCCUCAAGCUGGAGCGCAUCGGGCAGCUGGAGGCCGAGCUGCGGCAGGUGUGCCGCUCGCUGGAGACCGUCUACCGCGACCUGUGCGCGCGGCCCGAGGCUCCCGUCUCGGAGAAACAGCCCCAGAAAGAGGGUGCCUACUGAUUCUGACGCCGGAACACCGUGGAAGUUGGUUCUGACAGUUGUGGGGGGCGUCUCGGUGACAAGCAAGAAAGCGGUUGCCUGCCUCAGCGCCCCAACGGCCAUGGGCCUCAGUUAACUAGUAAAUUAAAAGUUUGAUUUCUCACAUAUGCCCUCGUUCCAACUUCUUGUU